CCAAGCCAUCACAUUCGAGGAAAAGAAGAAGUCAGCUGCUUGGCGUGACAACAAAUUAAAUGGCAGCCGACGGCGAGCGAAGAAACUCAAGUUACGUCGCUAAAACCUCGAUUCAAAUGACACUGUUUACCCUUUGACAGAUCGCAAUUCUUGCCUCGACCAUGGAACCCGUCCCGUUCACAGAGGAGCUGUCAGAAAGGAAAGUGUGUGUUGUUGGCUCUGAAUUGGUGGAAAACUACACGGUUUAUAUCAUCGAAGUGUUGGAUGGAGAGCACAAGUGGACAGUGAAGCAUCGCUACAGUGACUUUCACGACCUCCAUGAGAAGUUGGCGACUGAGAACAAAGUGGACCGGCAUUUGCUCCCACCCAAGAAGAUACUGGGCAAGAACUCCAAGAGCCUGGUCGAGCGUCGGCAGAAGGAGCUGGAGGUCUACCUGCAGGCGCUGCUCCGACAGUUCCCGGGGGCUACGCCCACUCCCCUCUCCGCCUUCCUUCACUUCAACCUUUAUGAGAUCAACGGCAUCACGGCUGCGUUAGCCGAGGAGUUGUUUCAUAAAGGUGAAGAGUUGCUGGCUGCCGGCGAGGUGUUCUCUCUGCGUCCCCUGCAGCUGCACGCCGUCUCCCAGCAGCUGCGUCUGGCCAAGCCCACGUGCUACAACGGCGACGCCAAGACUGACCUGGGUCACAUCUUGGACUUCACCUGCAGGCUGCGCUACCUCAAGGUCUGUGGCACCAGAGGUCCAGUCGGAAGCAGUAACAUCCUGGAGAGGAAUUUGCCUUUUGAUCUGUCUUUUUUCAAGUCCCUGCUUCAGAUUGAAAUCAGCGAGUGCACAGCACAGCAAAUUGGAGGUUUGUCGUCUCUGAGGGCCAGCCUGGUCACUCUGAAUAUCCACCACUCCACCGACAACAUGAUGCUUGUCCUCGUGCCGGAAGCCAGCGAAUUCCCUCAGUGGGAAGCCGAGGGCUCGGACCGCGGCUGUCCCGUGACUGCCGUGGUGCCACGCUGGCGAAACCUGACCACGCUGGACAUGAGCCACAAUACCAUCGGCGCCAUCGACGGUUCAGUGAAACUGAUCCGUGAGGUGGAGUUUCUCGAUCUGAGCCAUAACCAGCUUUCCUCGGUGGAAAACCUUCAGCACCUGUACAAUCUGGUCCACGUGGAUUUGUCAUACAACAAGUUGUCCGUCCUGGAGGCGGCUCACACGCGGCUGGGAAACAUCAAGACGCUCAGCCUAGCCGGCAAUCAGCUGGAGCGGCUCACGGGCCUCAGCAAGCUCUACUCCCUGGUCCACCUGGAUCUCAGCCACAACCAGCUUGUUCAAUUGGAAGAAAUCAGGAACAUUGGCUCGCUGCCGUGCUUGGAGAAGCUCAACCUCUCCUCCAACCCAAUUUGCAUCAUCCCCGACUACAGAACCAAAGUCCUAGCACAAUUUGGAGAGCGAGCAGCAGAAGUGUGUCUGGAUGGUCAAGUGACCACAGAGAAGGAGUUGGACACGGUGGAAGUGUUGAAAGCCAUUCAGAAAGCCAAAGAAGUCAAAGACCGCAUGAGCAGCAGCAGCGACAAGAAGAUCAGUGAGGAGACCAAGGUGUCUGCUGCUGCACCUCCUUGCCUCUCUCUUCCUCCCUCCUCUACCUCUUCUUCCUCUUGCUACACCUCCGUUGUCACCCCUCAUUCUUUCGCCUCUUCCGUGGCCUCCUCUUCUUGUCAGGCCCAGCAGGCUUCCUGCACCAGCCAAGAAAUGACCAGCCGAGAAGAAGCUGCUGUUCCACCUAUCAUCUUCCCUCCCGCACCUUCCUCCAGUGGGCGCCUUUCUCCUGCUGACAACACCCUGGUUCAAGACCCCGCCAUCUGUCUGUCUGAUCGUCUACACAACAACUCAGCGAACACAACUUCUUGUUGCCCGUGCUCCUGCUCCUCAUCCUCCUCUAGCCUGCCUGAAGUGACCUGCCCCAGCUGCAGCGCCACCUGGUGUCCCCUGAUCUCCUCUCACCUCCUCUCCCUUACCUUCGCCGACCAGCUCUUCACGGGCCUGCUCUCCAAGCGCCUCCACGCCGCCCUGAAGGAGCAAGAUGAGAAGAAGGUGGAAGCUGAGAAAGAGGAGGAGGAAGUGUGCCCAUCCGGAGAGGUUUCAUCCCAUGUGGAGGCCACGCAAGUGGACUGUCCGCUCUCCAGGGACGGUUACUUUGAGAUGGGAUUGGAUGAUUCUGUUCAGGACUCGUCUCUCCCUCCUCUUCCCACUGGGCUCAGUGUUCCUCCGUCGCACCCGUGUGAUGACGAGCAGCAGGAAGAGAAUAUCAACAAUGUGAUUUGGUGCUACUGUCUUAAGGUGGAAAAGGAGGAGAAGGAGGUGGAGCAGAGCGUUGUGUGCGUGGUGUUGACGCACAAUCUUUUAUGCUUGCUGCGCUUAUCACGUGAUGGCAAGGGGACCGAUCUGGGUGCAGUCGAAGACCAGAGUCCAUCCACAGAGGCUGUUGUGUCCAGUCUUGAGGUGGCCCUUCUGCUGCCUUUCUCUCACCUGCUGCUCUUCUUGCACGCUGAGCUUCCAGCUUCCUGUCUAGCCUUCGGGCCGCAGAAUGGCGCCGCUUGCUAUUACCUCUUCUCCGAGGCCCAGGAGCUCCAGAGAACCACGGUCGAGCUGAAAAGACUGACGCAGGUUACAGCGGUAGCAGAGUCUCCUCAGAUCCUCCCCCACUCCCUCCUGAACACUUGGGAAAAGGAGGAGAGUCAGGAAGUUCAGAGAGGCUACUUAAGCCUCCUCCUGCCCUCCUCUUCCUCUUCCACCUCACACCAACUCCUGUCGGAUGUUUUACCCAACACGAAGGCGCUCCCAUCUCUCCUUUUUCUCACCCACCGACACCUCUGGGUGCUGAAGAUGGAUGUCACAAAGAUUGCAGAGCGAGAGAGAAGCACCGCCGGCCUUCAUCGGGACUGGUGCAGGCUGGUCCGCGUACCCCUCGGCUCGGUGGUGCUUCACCCCAACCAGAGAGCUCCUCGGGCUGGGAAGUCAUGCCGGCAACCUGAACACCACCGCAGAUCGAGCCACACGGCCGAGCUACUGCUGGCUGGUGGCAGCCUGCUGCUGCUUUUCCCGCUGGCUCAGGACAACAGCUCCUUCUUGGCGGAGCUGAACCAGCGGAGAGUGGCUCUGGAGGGACUGAAGAUGGUGGCGCUGCCUGUCCCUUGCAGAUGCUGGCCGCACCAAGAGGAAGCCACACAGGGUCACAAUAGAAAUCCUGUUGACCAGUGCUGUUGUAGCAGGAGCAGAAGAGCACACAGCAACAGCAGCUCGUCUCGUCUCCGACUGGAAGAGAACCAGCUAUCCUCUCACCUCACCCCGGGCCUCUCCCCAGGGCUGAAACUUCUGGCUGGGCUCGACGGGGAACUGCUGCUGACGUACUUCCACAGACAUAUAUCACUGUCCGAGGAGGCCGAGGUGCGGCAAGUCUUGUGGCUAUCUGCCGUUCUCUACGCUGCACCCGAGGCAGAACUGGCCUGCUGCCUUUUUCUCUCUACCGAGAGCGUCUACCUCCUUUUGGAAGACUCUGCUGCCACUCACCACUGCCACACAGAAAUGGACAUGAGCACUUCUCCAGACCCAAACGUGUGCCUUUGCUGCUGCCUGACCAUCCGACUCGUCGAUCUGCUCUCUGUCAAUGUGGGAUUGUUCGAUCAGUACUUCAGGCUUGUAGGCCGCUCGGCCGAGCACAUUGUUUGCUGCCUAAGUAGGGACAGUUAUGGCACAGGGCUGUUUCUCCAGGAGCUGAUGUCUGUGCUCAGUCUGCAGCAGAAGCCGACAGCUCCGGAGCCCUCGGAGCAGGACUUCUACUCGCAGUUUACCAACACCAGCUCAGGCAAAAUGCACAACUACGAGCUUGUCCACAGCAGCAGGGUGAAGUUCAUCUACCCCAGCGAGGAGGAGAUGGGCGACCUCACCUUCAUUGUGGCUGAGAGGAAGCCCCCCCCCGCCAGUGCGGCGCCUUCUUCCUCGUCUUUGUCAUCCUCGUCCUUGUCCUCGCGUUCCUUCAACGUGCUGCUGUACCUGCUGGUGUUUCAGGUUCAGCUGGAGAACGAGCAGACCUCCAACAGAUCUCCCGUUCUCCAGCCCCGGACGCUGAUUCUGACCAGCACAGACAUCUUCCUGUUGGACGAAGACUACGUCAGCUAUCCGCUUCCAGACUUCGCCAAGGAGCCGCCGUCCAGGGAACGUUACCAGCUGCGGGAAGCCCGGCGGAUUCGCGACUUGGACCGGGUUCUGCUCGGCUACCAGACGUACCCUCAGGCCCUGACGCUGGUAUUCGACGACCUGCCGGGCCCAGGCUUGCUGUGCCACCUCACCAUGGACCACUUUGGGGUGGAGGGCGAGGAGCGCCUCCCGCCUCCGCCUCCCCCUCCGUGCGGGGGUGCAGAGGGUGAGGUGCAAUGGUGCGUCUUUGUGCCGGGAGCCGACAGCCGUGAGAGACUCAUCUCCCUGCUGGCUCGCCAGUGGGAGGCGCUGUGCAGCCGAGAGCUUCCGGUGGAGCUCACCGGCUGAUUGGAGUACAAAGAAAAGAGCGCAAUGGGAACGGCGCCAACUUGACGCAGGUGCAAACUUAUAUAAAUGAGUCAAUCGCUGUGGAUUGUCCAGAGACGCACCUCUCAUUUGUCCCAAUGCUAAUGGAGAUGAAAGGAGGGCAGCCAUUUUGGACCACGGUGAUGAAGCAAGAAAAGUACAGAUGAAAAGGCAUAAGAAGAGUGGCCGUUUUGACGCAUGACGUUUUGUCCCCGCUGCUGAAAGAUGACGAGGCAAAACGAGGGUGGCCAUUUUGGAUCGCGGAGGUGAAACGGGAAAAGGCGUGACGGACAAUUUGACUUGUGAAGUUUUUGCGUGGGCCAUAGUGACUCUCAAUGCUUUGUCUCGUUUUAAUGGAGGUGACGCGGCAAAACUAAAGGGGCCAUUUUGACUCACAUAGAUGAAGAAGCAAAUGUGGGGUGGCCAUUUUGACGGUGUACCGCUGCUAACCAAAAUGAGAGGCAAACAAUACAAAAGUGGCUCUUUUGACUUUUGGGUUUGGGUUUGCGGGAUAAUUUAUCCCAGCCAAGUUUCACUCUCAAAAAAUAUUGUCCCGCCCAUAGGAGAUGCAAACCAAGAGCGGCCAUUUUCUCUUAGGACAGUUUCAAAGAAUUUUCACGCUUUUCAUGAAUGUUUUGAAUGAACGAUCAAAACUUGCACUGCAAAAAACACACUGCCAGGUUUGAAAAAUCUUAGCUUUGCAUCGGGCAACACAUGCAUGCACGAAUAAGAGUUGCACCGUGUGAUUUCGACCUUUUUCUUUUGUCAUGCACAUUCUAUUUGCUGCUUUGUCUUUCAGUGAGAGGGAAGGAGAGAGUUCUAGAAGGGAAAUGUUGCACAAGCCAUCAAUGGACACUGCAAGAGGGAGAAAAAAAGUGCGCUGUCACUUUUACGAACUUGCUUCCUCCUUUCGUACCAUUCGGUGAGUGAAAGAAUCCCAGACAUGCACAAUUUAGUGUGCCAAGAUACACUUUUCACAAUAUCUCAAACUUUUUCUGAGCAGUGUAGUGUCAGGCAGAUGGACUCUUUCAACAGGGGGCGCCACAGACAUUACUUGAUUUUAAAAGUUCAUCUUCAUUUGUAUGGAAUGCUGUUGUUCGGACAGAAAAUGGACAGUUUGCAUAUUAACCAACUUUUAACCCCCCAAAAAUUAUACUGUGGAAAGUUUACAUUGACAACCACUAUAUGCAUAAAAAAAAAUGGAAACUCGCACCAAGCAUUUCAGUUCUUUGCACUUUCCGAGAUUUGCUGAACAAAGUAAAGAAGCUUUUUAUUGGUGUAAUUGAUACAGCUACUGGUCAAAUUAUUAAGUACUCUGACACAUUCAUGAGUUAUACACAAAAAAUAUGAAAAAUCUGCCUUU
Messenger RNA from Hippocampus comes (tiger tail seahorse), 5913 nucleotides. It is a transcript of the gene nisch, whose product is annotated as nischarin. Gene Ontology annotation, molecular function: integrin binding; phosphatidylinositol binding. Gene Ontology annotation, cellular component: cytoplasm. NCBI's taxonomy places the organism in Eukaryota, Metazoa, Chordata, Actinopteri, Syngnathiformes, Syngnathidae. The transcript has 26 exons. The record is from RefSeq and is a predicted model, not a curated record. The coding region runs from base 162 to 4532 and encodes 1456 amino acids.